Messenger RNA from Dentiscutata erythropus, 208 nucleotides. NCBI's taxonomy places the organism in Eukaryota, Fungi, Glomeromycota, Glomeromycetes, Diversisporales, Gigasporaceae. The record is from the annotation of a GenBank genome assembly.
GUGGUUUGUAUUAUUGAUACGAACACCCUUGGGAUUCGCCAUUGAUGUUGCCAUUGUUGGUGGUGGAUUUCAUCAUUUGCUGGUGUGGGAUUUCGUCGUUAGUGCCGCUCUUGGGAUUUCGUCAUGGGGGUGCUUUGUUGUUGGUGUUGCUGUUACAGGUAGUGAAGCGUUGCAGGUUGUAGAAUUUGUCAUUAGUGCCUGUGGUUAA